GGUAACACUAAACAUCGAUCCUUUCUUGUCACAAGUCUGCUCUUUCCUUAAUUGUUGGUUGGAUUAUUCAUCCGUCAUUCGCUGAAUUUUCGUGGCGUCGAUCGAUACUUGAGGGGGUGGUGUCGGUGAUGGCACUUGAAGACGAAGAAAACGAGGUCGACCCAGUUGUGUCAAUAGAGUAGUGUGGUGUAGUACCUCCUUUCCCUUUUUUUAUUUUUUUACUUCAAACUUUUUGAGUUGGAAUGCGCCAUCUAGGAUUUUUUAUUUUACUUUUUAUUAUUAUUAUUUUUGUUGAACGCGCCACCCCGGAGAAAAAAAAAAAAAUGAAGAAGAAGAAGAAGAAGAAGAAAAAAUAAACGCUGCCAAGAAAAAUGGGAGCGAAAAAGAGGACGAUCGAUCCAUUCGACUCUUGUGUUCCCGAGUGGAUCAUAUAUCUGUGGGGAAUGUUAUGCAAUUGUUUCCGCACAAGGACGAACCAGCGUUGUCAUCGAAACGCCCUAGAUUGCUCUUGUUAUCCAGCAGCCAUCAAGGAGAACAAAAACAAUCGAUCCUGGCCCGCAUUUCGCACGACUAGCUCUCGUCGGAUCUCGAAUUUAGAAAAUGUUUUCCUUUUUCUUCUGCUGCUUCCGUUCGGGUAAAAUGGCUCUGUCUGCAACAUCACCCGAAUGUCUGCCACGGGGUGAAUUAUGGACAACUCCUUCUCUCUUGUCUCCUACGACUGUCUGGUCCGCCACUACCGUGACACAGUGGGCGGAGGCGGCUCAGAUGAUCGAUCGUGGAAAAUGUGACGGUGCAAAUGUCUAUCGACUGCUCCAUAUUUUUGUAGAAUCAAGUUAAAUAUUUAGAAUGGAAAUGCCCUGGCGCUUCUAUUUAAUGGCGAUCGUCAUCUCCCUGGAAAACUGUCCGUGAGUGAGACGGUCUUGCUGUUUUGUUUGACCGUAUAUACCCAACGGCCUUUAUGCCGAAAUGAAAUACUCUCUUCCGUUGAAGUGGAUGUCCAGUAUAUAGUAUAGAACGGGCAUUUUUGCCACUAUCGUCUCGAUGCGGCGGACCACCAACUCUCCACGGUUUCCUCCCUAUAUUAAAUCAUUCUUUGUAUUCCAUUAUUUUGUGAAGAAGGCGAGUGAGCGCGCGUGUGUCUCUCCCCGCUAUCCAUCCGGAAUAAGUAGACGAGGCGGAUUGUGAGAAAAGAUAGCGAAUGAGAGCGGAGAGAGGAGAGAUAUGGAAAAAAAAAAAAUAGAAGAAGAAGAAGAAGAGGAGAGAGAGGGGGUGGCGUGAAAGAGCGCUUGCGCUGGAUCAAAAGAAGGCGGCCGGCUUCAUUGAUCGAGCAACAGCAGCUGAGCACAGAGUCAGUCUCGCUCUUUCCGCUUUGGCUCCUGUGUACUCGCUACUUUCCUUGCAUCUCUUCACAGCCUCUCUGCGCCGAAUUGUCCAGACGAGCUGCUGAUUAUCCCUCUCUUGCCUCUCCCACAGCCGCAUCAUCCGUCCAACUGGAUCCCUUUUAUUUUUUCUUACGGCACCACUUCUUCACCUUUUUAGUAUUCUGGCGACAUUUUUCCCUACAUGAGCUGAUUCAACUUUUUUUUAUUUUUUUUAUUUUUUAUUUCUUGACUCGACUUUUGGAACGAAGAGAAAGAGAAAUGUCCACAGUUGCGUGACCCGCCUUUUGGCCACUGUGUGUGUGUAUGUGGGGUGGUGGUUGUUGGUAGUGUGUCUCAGGCAUCUCUACGUAGAAUCCACCAGUCGUCGAAGGGAUAGCCGAUUGACCAGACCUGUCUCUGACGUUACAUCCACGUAGGUGUAGCCCUUCUCACCACACUACUACUACUCCGGGAAAUUCGUUCUCUUCGCCUGAGAUAACGGACAGCAGAAUGACGGCAAGAUGAAGAGAACUUCUUUUUGCACCAUGAAACCCGAUUGAGCUACUGAGUGCGAUCCUCUCAUCAGAAAUCGAUCCUCACCAUCCGGCGGGUUGACACACACACACACACUACAAGAAGAAGGUCCUUUUUUCCUCUUCCCAACCGUCAUCUUUUUUUGUGCGACUCGUACAUGGGUUGUGGUGUGUGUGCUGCUAUUGUUCGAUCGACUGUGAAACGAGGGGAUGAUCUAGGAGGCAGACGGAGCCAUUGAGCUCGAUGAGGAUGAAGAAGCAGAACGUACGUACUCUCUCACUAAUCGUCUGCACCUUCACCUACCUGCUGAUCGGCGCCGCCAUAUUCGACGCCCUGGAAUCUGAUAACGAAGCCAAAAACGCACAAGUUCUCAGAGAAAUGGAAAACAUGAUUAAAGAGCGCUACGGGAUCGUGGAUCGAGACUAUAGGCUGAUGGAGGUCAUGGUGUUGAAAGGAGCUCCUCAUUACGCUGGCAAACAAUGGAAAUUUGCCGGUGCCUUCUACUACGCCACUACCGUCCUCACGACUAUAGGCUACGGACAUUCGACGCCACACACGAUCGGCGGCAAACUGUUCACCAUGGCCUACGCCCUGGUCGGCAUUCCGUUGGGUUUAGUCAUGUUCCAGAGUAUCGGCGAACGGCUCAAUAACUUUUCAUCUUUCGUUAUACGCAACGUCAAACGCGUCCUCAAGUACGACAGCAUCGAAGCGUCGGAGACCAACCUAAUCCUUGUCGUGACGGCAAUCACGACGAUUACGAUAUCGGGUGGAGCGGCGGCCUUUUCCAAAUACGAAGGGUGGACUUACUUUGAUUCGAUUUACUACUGCUUUGUGACGCUAACGACCAUCGGUUUCGGCGACAUGGUGGCACUCCAGCAGGACAAUGCCCUGACCGACAAGCCAGAGUACGUGGCGUUCGUUCUCAUUUUCAUCCUGUUUGGAUUGGCCAUUGUUGCCGCUUGCCUCAAUCUCCUCGUUUUGCGGCUCGUCACGCUAAACACGGAAGACGAACGAAGAGACGAAGCUGCCGCUGUCAAGGCCGCGCAAGGAGCUGUCCGUCUCGAAGGGGACGUGAUCACAGCCAACGGAUCGAUUCUGUCCGGCCAAAUCCCGCGAGAGCAAGGCGGUGGUGGUCUCGCCGGUUCGCUCAUCGAUUUAGAAGAUUCCAAAUCAGUAUGCAGCUGCUCCUGCCAAGUGGCACACAGUCACUGCUUCCCUUGCCUCUCGAUGGUCGCCCGGGGAAGACGAAACAAGGGCCGCAAGGGCCGCAAGGCUGGAGGGGCCGUACUCGGAGCAGAGUACUCGUGCGGCCCCGGAUCCGCUUCGAUGGUUGGGCGCAGUUACGGUGCGCUGAGUAACACGGGCACCUACAGUGCCGCCAGUCUAGGCAUCUGCGACGAUACCAUCUUUCUCGAGCGAUACACUCCAGCCAGCGGCGGAGGCGACGGUCUCGACCCAGAGACCGGCCACCAGGGAGAAUAUUUCGAGCUUCAGAAUACGGAAUCCUCCAUGUCUGCCCGAUUGCGUUCUGGCGUCAUUUACGCUUCAUCCACCAGAUCGUCCAUGACGGCCACUUCGCCGUCUAGACUUUAUCCGACAUUGAGGAGCACUGCCAGCGGAGUAGAGAGUCCCACACCUGACCGAGUGCUGACCCGACGUCGUCGAACUGGAGGGCCGACUAUUAAUCUGAGUUUGCGUGGGUUGAUCCGACGUCUUCGUCAUUUCCGUCGACGAGUGAUGAGCACCUUGCAACAUGGACGCCCUACUGCUCGCCAACGAGUUUCUCAAGCCCGCUCACGCAAAUCGUCGCUAGCGGCUGCCAAGCAACGGAGCUGCGUCGUUCAAGCGCCGGCCAGUCUCUUGACAUCGGUUCCUAAUGCCGGGCCGCCUCCGAUUAACAUUGGUGCUCCGGUUCCUUCUACCGACGAUUCCAUCGACUGUUUUGUUGACGUUCCUCUCAAUGACAACACAUUUCUGACAUGGUCAUCAUCAGCCCUGGCUGAGAAACGGGCAUCAUACUGAAAAAUUACCAGUGCAAUACAUGAAUUAGAAGUGGGGUGCUAAGAGGAGGAAAUGUGACUUGAUUGGAUUGCUAGUGAAACUGCGAAUGUAAUGUGAAGAUACAUCAUUGGAACGUAUCGGCGCUACCGCUAGUUUCCUAUUUAUUCAGAAUUUUUCAGUAGUUCAUUCUUUUUUUAAAAAUUGUAUUCAUCUCGAACCAUUUUCAACGUGUAUUUUGCAUUCCAUCACGAAAUCCCUAAGAAUGAUUCCAUUUUUUCAGUAUUUUACGAAUCAGAUUAAAAUACUUCCAUCUUGUACAGAUUUUUUCGUAAAUUACGAAAUUAUUCGAUUAUUUCUCGUUGUGAGCGUCUUUGAAAAGUCAAAUACAAACAAGGGGAAAUGA
This is a messenger RNA of Daphnia pulex (common water flea), 4299 nucleotides long. RefSeq names its product potassium channel subfamily K member 9-like. The transcript has 9 exons. Lineage: Eukaryota; Metazoa; Arthropoda; Branchiopoda; Diplostraca; Daphniidae. The record is from RefSeq and is a predicted model, not a curated record. Gene Ontology annotation, cellular component: membrane. Gene Ontology annotation, biological process: stabilization of membrane potential; potassium ion transmembrane transport. Bases 2139 to 3917 code for a protein of 592 amino acids. Gene Ontology annotation, molecular function: potassium ion leak channel activity.